This is a messenger RNA of Antrostomus carolinensis (chuck-will's-widow), 740 nucleotides long. RefSeq names its product neurensin 1 (gene NRSN1). The coding region runs from base 7 to 594 and encodes 195 amino acids. Gene Ontology annotation, biological process: nervous system development. Lineage: Eukaryota; Metazoa; Chordata; Aves; Caprimulgiformes; Caprimulgidae. Gene Ontology annotation, cellular component: neuron projection; neuronal cell body; transport vesicle. The record is from RefSeq and is a predicted model, not a curated record. The transcript is spliced from 2 exons.
GGAAGGAUGAGCUCCUAUGCAGACAUCUGCGGGUCCAAGCACGUGCAGGGCAGCACCGAGGGAGGAUACCAACGCUACGGGGUCCGGUCCUACCUGCAUCAGUUUUAUGAGGACUGUACAGCUUCAAUUUGGGAGUAUGAGGAUGAUUUUCAGAUCCAGAGAUCGCCUAGCAGGUGGAGCUCUACGUUCUGGAAGGUCGGACUCAUCUCUGGGACAGCUUUUAUGCUGAUAGGUUUAACGGUUCUUGUAGUGGGUUUUCUCGUGCCACCAAAAAUCGAAGCUCUUGGGAGAGAUGAUUUUGUGGUGGUGGAUACCCGUGCCGUUCAGUUUAACGGCUCCCUUGACAUAUGCAAGCUGGCAGGAGCCAUCUUGUUUUGCCUGGGAGGUUCCACCGUGGCAGCCUGCCUGCUGAUGUCUGCUUUUGCUAAAAGUUACUCCAAAGAAGAAAAGUACCUCCAGCAAAGAUUUAAAGAGAGAAUCGCUGAUAUCAAAGCCCACACAAACCCAGUCACAAAAGCCCCAGCGCCAGGAGACUCCAAGAUACCCGUCACUUUGUCCAAAGUUCAGAAUGUCCAACCUUUAUCUGAAACCUGACCCUUUCCUUAGGGGUUUUUUUUUUUGUUUCUCACUUGUAGAUCACUAACUGGAAAAUACCAGCUGUUGUUGGCAUAGGUGUGAGUCAGUUCCAACAUCCAGUGCUCUGCUAUACAAACACACACAGCUGAUGGGGGAAGCUGCUC